CCAAUAUUUUAAUUUUUAACGGCAGUGGAAAAUCUAGAGCUCCUAGGUUUUGAACCCAACCACGGUUAAAAAUUACUUGACCACGGUUAACUCCACUCAUUCCUGCAGUUUAUAAACGACCAGACCAUGCCGGUGAUUCUGUAAACAAAUCCCAUCUUCUGAACCCAGAGAAAAGAAAAAAUGAUGCUCGGUGAACCACACCGACACAAUCAAGCGAUCCACGUCCCUCCUUGGCAACUUCAAGACAAUCCGACGGCCGAUGCUUGCCCCCCGUUCUCCUUGUCUCCCCUCUCCAUCACCUCCGAAGGCAAUGGCAACGGAAACGGGGGCGACUAUUCACCCUACUAUCUCCAAGAAGCCCUGACGGCGCUCCAGCGCUACUUGCCCUCCAACGGAGCCGACAUCGAGUCGGACUCCGAAAUCCUUGGCCGAGAGUCUGAUGCUCCGGUUGACGCGUACUCCUGCGAUCAUUUCCGUAUGUUCGAGUUCAAGGUGAGGCGGUGCGCACGUGGCAGGUCACAUGACUGGACAGAGUGCCCGUACGCCCACCCGGGAGAGAAGGCCCGCCGGAGGGAUCCGAGGAAGUAUCACUAUUCUGGUACGGCCUGUCCUGAUUUCCGAAAGGGAAACUGUAAGAAAGGUGAGGCGUGCGAGUUCGCGCAUGGCGUGUUCGAGUGCUGGCUCCACCCGGCUCGCUAUCGUACGCAGCCAUGCAAGGACGGGACCGGUUGUCGGAGGAGGGUCUGUUUCUUUGCUCACACCCCGGAGCAACUCAGGGUUUUGCCUCAGCAGAGUCCCAGGAGUGCGGCCAGCAACUCGGUCGAGUCCUAUGAUGGGUCGCCUCUGAGACAGGCUAUAGAGGCAUCUUGUGCGAAAACACGGACGUUUCUGUCCUCCCCUCCGUCCAUUUCUCCACCAGGAACUCCUCCAGCGGACUCUCCACCUAUGUCGCCCCUAACCCAGCCGUUGAGUCGGUCCCUUGGCUCGAACUCGAUCAACGAAAUGGUGACGUCACUGCGGAAUUUACAGCUUGGGAAGAUGAAGUCUUUUCCAUCUUCUCGGAAUGUUCCAAUGGGGUCUCCCGUUUUCGGGUCUCCCAGAGGGUCUAUUCUCCGACCCGGUUUCUGUAGCAUGCCAACGACCCCGACCCAGGCCCCGACUCGUCCAGGAAUCGGAUACCUUGAUUUCUGGGACCAGGGUUGGGAGGAGGAGCCGGCGAUGGAGAGGGUCGAGUCCGGGAGGGAUAUAAGGGCUAAGAUGUUUGAGAAACUGAGUAAGGAGAACUCACUGGAGAGGGUCGACCCGGGUCCGUCAAGUAAUGCUCCUGAUGUGGGUUGGGUUUCGGAGCUGACUGUGAAUAGAAUCUGAAGCAAGGGAGUGAUGAGGAAGAUGACUCAGACGAUGAUGAUUUUGGAAGCAAACAAGUUGAAGAAGAUUCUGUACUGUAAAUAUGUUGUUCUUUAUAUAUAUAUAUAUAAAUAUUAUCAGAUGGUAUGGGAGAUGGUAUUGGUGAUGAGUAGAAUCUCUUUUUUUGGUGGAAUUUUCUGAGAAGUUCAGAUUGUCAAGCAAGCAAGGAAAAGAAAAAGAAAAUGGUGAAACUUUUGUUUUAUUUUUUUUUGUUUUAUAGGGGUAGGGAAGGAGUGGGUAAUCAUUUCCCGUUUUCUUUUCUAUUGAUCAUUAUUGCUAUGUUUAUUAUUACCAUCCCCACUUACUGAUCUUUUCUUUUGAAAUAUCACAUUGUAAAAAUUUCUUGGCAUUGUAAUGCUCUUUAUCCAAAUGAAAUUAUUACUGUAUUGUAUA
Juglans microcarpa x Juglans regia is the source of this 1800-nucleotide messenger RNA. Its product is annotated as zinc finger CCCH domain-containing protein 20-like. NCBI's taxonomy places the organism in Eukaryota, Viridiplantae, Streptophyta, Magnoliopsida, Fagales, Juglandaceae. The coding region runs from base 181 to 1368 and encodes 395 amino acids. The record is from RefSeq and is a predicted model, not a curated record. Gene Ontology annotation, molecular function: metal ion binding. The transcript is spliced from 2 exons.